AUGAGAGACGACAAAGCUACUGCUAAGUACGAACUAGAUGUAGACAGAAGUCGAGACACCGCACGUGCUCGCUUUGAUGCUAUCAAUAAGAUGCCUAUAACCGCACCAGGAGUAUUACUAGCCAAGACCAUGACCAGGACGGACGCAGCGCAAGCCACGUUAAAAUUCGAGAUCAUCAACAAUGAGUAUCUUGAGAACGUCGACUCCACCCUUGUGAGCUCCGUCACUGUUUUCAUCAAUCAGAAGUGA
Perkinsus marinus ATCC 50983 is the source of this 249-nucleotide messenger RNA. RefSeq lists its product as hypothetical. The transcript is spliced from 2 exons. The record is from RefSeq and is a predicted model, not a curated record. Bases 1 to 249 code for a protein of 82 amino acids. NCBI's taxonomy places the organism in Eukaryota, Perkinsozoa, Perkinsida, Perkinsidae.